Messenger RNA from Anthostomella pinea, 477 nucleotides. NCBI's taxonomy places the organism in Eukaryota, Fungi, Ascomycota, Sordariomycetes, Xylariales, Xylariaceae. The record is from the annotation of a GenBank genome assembly.
AUGGCACUAAGCGACGAUCUCCACCAUAAGCUAGACGCCCUAUACGCGCACUGGCAAGCCCUCACCCCGGACUCGCCCGAAGACGACUUCGCCGCAUUCGCGUCCUUCUUCGACGAGAACUGCACCGCCUGGCUCCUCAGCAUGCGCGAUUUCGACACGCCCAGCAUCGGCCGCGCAGGUGUCAUCACCGGCAUCAAGGCGGCGCUGAAGGACUCGCAGAUACGGGAGCGUCGCGUUAUCGAUCGCUCGUCCACCGGGCGCAAGGUCUUCUGUGAGACGUCUAAUGUCUUGACUGUGUACGGCAAGAUCGUGGAUCCGUUCCCGGAGACGACGGUGGCGGUUUUUGGGGAGGGCGGUUUGGUGCUGGAUUUCAAGAUUUAUUCUUGUCGGAGUAAGGUUGUGGCGCUAGUGCAGGAUGCUACGGGCGCGGGGCCGUAUAAGCGGGCUGAGGUUGAGGUGGCGUGUCACUGUGAAUGA